Molecule: messenger RNA, 949 nt
Organism: Cucumis sativus (cucumber)
Lineage: Eukaryota; Viridiplantae; Streptophyta; Magnoliopsida; Cucurbitales; Cucurbitaceae
Product: 17.3 kDa class I heat shock protein
Exons: 1
Coding region: 181-789 (202 amino acids)
Biological process (GO): response to heat; protein folding; protein complex oligomerization
Source: RefSeq, a predicted model, not a curated record
CUUUCAGCUAAAUUUGGAUAUUAAAGCCAAAGUUACAAGGAAUCGAGAAGGUUGGAGAACGUUAGGGAACAAGCUCAACAUCCUCUACCCUUUUGAAAAGGCAACGAGAAUUUAAGGAAAUUAAAACAGCAAGAAAAGCCUUGAAAGAUCUCGAAUUUUUUUAUGUUCGAUCUUAUUUAAAUGGUGAGAGUACAUAAUACAACCAUACCAUUAAGUCGUCAACGACAACAACAAAAUCUCACAUUCCCUCCCCAACUUUACAGCUUCAGAUUUAACUUCUUUUUCCCCAUCGCACGAACUUAUUUCAACAGUCAAACUAAAAUCAUGUGGCUGAUUCCAAGCAUUGUUGGUGGCCAACGAAGCAAAAUGUUCGACCCCUUUUCAUUGGACGUUUGGGAUCCAUUCGCAGGCUUCCCAUUUUCAAACUCAUUGGCCAAUGCCCCUUCCUCUGCUUUUCCCAACACUCGCAUCGAUUGGAAAGAAACCCCAGAAGCCUAUAUCUUCAAGGCUGAUCUUCCCGGAAUCAAGAAGGAAGAAGUCAAAGUAGAAGUGGGAAAGGGCAGAGUUUUGCAAAUCAGUGGGGAGAGGAGCAAAGAGCAGGAAGAGAAGAAUGAUAAAUGGCAUAGAAUUGAACGAAGCAGUGGGAAGUUCAUGAGGAGAUUUAGGCUGCCUGAGAAUGCUAAAAUUGAGGAAGUGACGGCCAACAUGGAGAACGGAGUGCUGACAGUGAUGGUGCCUAAAAUGGAAGAGAACAAGCCUGAGGUCAAGUCCCUUGACAUCUCUGGUUAAAGUUGAAUCAUUUGUGUGAAUGCUUUGUUUGGGUUGAUUUGGUUAGUAAAGGACUUCAAAUGUAUUUUGUGUAACUUUUGAGUGUCGAAACAGUUCGAUCGUUUACUUUUUGUAUUAUAUUAUCGUGGGAAUGAAUACAAUAAAAUAAAAUUUCAUGGUA